Molecule: messenger RNA, 843 nt
Organism: Botrytis fragariae
Lineage: Eukaryota; Fungi; Ascomycota; Leotiomycetes; Helotiales; Sclerotiniaceae
Product: putative zn-dependent hydrolases of the beta-lactamase protein
Exons: 1
Coding region: 1-843 (280 amino acids)
Source: RefSeq, a predicted model, not a curated record
AUGCCUGCUUCUACAUUCAAGAACAAUGUCAGCAUCACUCACAUUGGAACUGCCACCGCUGUUCUCAAUAUUGAUGGCAUUAGCUUCCUCACCGAUCCAUUUUUCUCUCCGGCUGGCUCUGAAUGGGAUUCUGUACCUGGUGCACCCAAAAUCAAGGUCCAUAAGGACCCCGCUCUGAAGAUGGAUCAACUUCCUCCAAUUGACGCAGUUCUACUCAGUCAUGAAAACCACCCUGACAACCUCGACGAACUUGGACGUCAACUUCUAGAUGGCCGUCACGUUUGUACAACGAAAGAUGGUGCAAAGAAUCUCGCGCCUCGUCCUGGUGUUCUUGGAUUCGACGAUUGGGAGGAGAAGGAUGUAGUCAUUGCUGGAACCACUUUCCAUAUUACAGCUACUCCUUGCAAGCACUGGCCUGGCCAUGAGUGCGUCGGAUUCGUUGUACACACCGAAAGCUUUGGCGUUGCUUUUGACGGUCGACUUAAUGCAAUUUAUUUCUCCGGAGACACCGUCUACAUUGAGGAACUUGCCAAGAUAGCUGAUAAAUAUCAUAUCGCUAUCGCUCUCUUGAACUGCGGUCAAGCAACCAUCGAGAACUUUGACGCGGAGGGCCAACCAAGCCAGACUGGUGAAUCUCUUCAGAUUACCAUGGGUGGUCACCAAGCUGCUCACCUCUUUCGGGAUAUCAAAGCAGAUGUUUUGGUGCCUAUGCACUACGAGUCAUGGGAUCAUUUCAAGCAACAAGAGGAUGGGCUUUCAGCAGAGUUCGGUGAGGAGGGGAUUUUGUCGCGAGUUCGUUGGCUUCAGCCCGGAAAAGCAGUGCCAAUUGCCUCUGGUAUAUAA